UAUUACAGGGAUUUGUUAGUAUUGUCGAAGCAUAGGGGCAAACCGUUUGAUAUAAUAAAAAGAAAAUUAAGUGAUAGCAUUAAGGAUCCUGUUAUAAAUAAUACGAAUAAAUUAAGGACCUUCCCAUCGAUUCUAAAAUUUAGUCUGGGUGGCCUAGGUGGUAUAGCAGCAGCAUGUCUGAUCAAGUCACAUGCUUCUGCUGUACAAGGGAAAUCAUUAAAAAUCCCAGAAAAUAUUAAAAUAGACGACAAGGAACUGCCUUUUAAAUGGAACAAAUUUUUCGAAUAUUUAUACCCAUACGUCUGGCAAUUGUUAAUUGCCUUAGCUAGUGCAAUGGUGGUGGCGUUAUUAAAUAUUUGGAUACCGCAAAAUGUAGGAAACGUGAUAAACGUGUUGACGAGAAUUUGUCAAACCAACGAGGACGAUACUAUGAAAAAUAUUUUAUCUCAACUAAUAACACCCGUGUUCACACUGGCACGUAUGUACGUAGCACAAGCAUUUUUCACGUUUGUAUAUAUCUACAUGCUUUCCCACGUGGGUGAGGAAUUGGCAAUGAAUUUAAGACGAGAUUUAUUCAAAUCAAUAAUAAUGCAAGACAUUACGUUUUUUGAUAAGAAUCGCAGUGGCGAAAUAGUCAGUCGAUUAACCACAGAUGUUCAAGAGUUCAAGAGUACUUUUAAGACUUGCAUAUCUCAAGGAUUGAGGAGUACCACGCAAAUCAUUGGAUGCAUCAUUUCUGUUAUUGGAAUAUCUCCGCAAUUGACGGCGGCUACGAUUCUAUUUUUACCUAGCGUAAUUCUUAUUGGUACAAUAAUCGGUAGGAGUUUGAGGAAACUGUCUUUAGAGAUGCAGAAUCAGCUUGCCAAGUCGACGGCUGUUUGCGAAGAGGCAAUACAGAAUAUCAGGACGGUGAAAGCGUUUGCGGCUGAGGAAAAGGAGAUAGAAAUGUUUUCUGAACAAGUUACGUUGGGGUCGGAAUUGUACGACAGAUUAGGUUUCGGAAUAGGCUUGUUCCAGGGUGGAACGAAUUUAUUUUUAAAUAGUAUACUACUCUGUACUUUGUACUUCGGUGGACAUUUACUGUCCACCGGACAAUUGUCUCCCGGUGAAUUAAUGGCAUUUUUAAUGGCCACUCAGACUAUACAGAAAUCUUUAUCUCAAUUAUCGUUAUUAUUCGGAUCGUACGUCCGAGGAAUCAGCGCUGGCGCUAGGGUGUUCGAGGUACGUAUUUUUUUUCUUAUUAACACUAUCAUUAUUGAAUAUCGUCAGGUGAUCGAAGUUGCUAAAGAAGCAAAUGCUCACGAUUUCGUGACGAAAUUUCCAAAUAAAUACGACACGCAAGUAGGAGAACGGGGGACGCAGCUCUCCGGAGGACAGAAGCAACGCAUCGCGAUUGCGAGAGCUCUAUUAAAAAGACCGUCGAUUUUAAUUUUAGACGAAGCUACGAGCGCUUUAGAUUAUGAGAGCGAGAGGAUCGUGCAAAAGGCGUUAGAUAACGUAUGCCGAGGAAGAACAGUUUUAGUAAUUGCUCAUCGAUUGAGCACGAUUAAAAAUGCCGAUCUCAUCGUUGUGUUACAGAGAGGAGUAAUAGCGGAGAUGGGCAGUCAUACAGAAUUGAUUAAGAAGAAAGGUUUAUAUUACACUCUGGUGAAUGAACAGGACAACGAAAAUACGUAAUGAUUAAUGAACGUAUUUAAAUAGUACAAUUUCUGUAACAAAUAUUUAUUAAAUUGGUUUAGGAAUGUUUAGCGGACUACCUCAGAUUUUACUACGUAAAUAUAAUUAUAUUUUCGAGUA
Messenger RNA from Ceratina calcarata, 1797 nucleotides. RefSeq names its product ATP-binding cassette sub-family B member 8, mitochondrial. The transcript has 7 exons. The record is from RefSeq and is a predicted model, not a curated record. Gene Ontology annotation, molecular function: ABC-type oligopeptide transporter activity; ATP binding; ATP hydrolysis activity. Gene Ontology annotation, biological process: oligopeptide export from mitochondrion. Lineage: Eukaryota; Metazoa; Arthropoda; Insecta; Hymenoptera; Apidae. The annotation marks the transcript as partial. Gene Ontology annotation, cellular component: mitochondrial inner membrane.